Parus major (Great Tit) is the source of this 383-nucleotide messenger RNA. It is a transcript of the gene CDK5RAP3, whose product is annotated as CDK5 regulatory subunit associated protein 3. The transcript is spliced from 3 exons. Gene Ontology annotation, cellular component: endomembrane system. Gene Ontology annotation, biological process: regulation of mitotic cell cycle; regulation of cyclin-dependent protein serine/threonine kinase activity. The record is from RefSeq and is a predicted model, not a curated record. Bases 85 to 342 code for a protein of 85 amino acids. NCBI's taxonomy places the organism in Eukaryota, Metazoa, Chordata, Aves, Passeriformes, Paridae.
AGUGGCCAGCGGCUGCGGGCCCAGCUGGCCACCGCGCGGGACCUGCUGGGCCAGCUCUGCUCCCCCAGCGUGCAGCACCUCUGCAUGAUCCUCGCCUCGCCCAGGUACGUGGAGCGGGUGACGGCGCUGCUGCGGCAGAAGCUGCUGCAGUCCGAGCUGCUGCUGGCCAAACGCGACGCGCUGGCCCAGCGGCGCCAGCAGGCCCUGGCCGAGCAGGCGGCCCUGGAGCCCAAACUGCAGCAGCUGCAGGAGACCACCAAGGAGCUGCGGGGGCUGAUCGAGGCCGACAUCUCCAAGCGCUACGGGGGGCGCCCGGUGAACCUGAUGGGGAUCAACCUGUGACCCCCCGAGGGUCCCCGAGGGUCCCCAGGGGGUCCCCAGGG